Tachysurus fulvidraco (yellow catfish) is the source of this 2533-nucleotide messenger RNA. RefSeq names its product extensin-like. The record is from RefSeq and is a predicted model, not a curated record. Gene Ontology annotation, cellular component: precatalytic spliceosome; U2-type prespliceosome; U1 snRNP. Gene Ontology annotation, molecular function: U1 snRNA binding; mRNA binding. The transcript is spliced from 7 exons. Lineage: Eukaryota; Metazoa; Chordata; Actinopteri; Siluriformes; Bagridae. Gene Ontology annotation, biological process: mRNA splicing, via spliceosome. Bases 247 to 1782 code for a protein of 511 amino acids.
UUUACAUUUAAAUUGUUGACUUUCAAAUUCAAUCACAGUGAGAGAACGUCAUCGAGCGAGCGAUUACUUAGUGAGAGACUUUCACAAACAUUCACAAUUUACACAGAAUACUUUCUUUUCACACAACACACACCAAACUUUUUUACACAACACACACACCACACUUUUUAAACACCACACAUUAUUUUUUUUUUUUUACAAAUAUUACUUUUCACACGAGGAACAUCACACCAUCAAGUUUGGAAAAUGUCCCAGCCUGAAGAAACAGUGCUCCAUGUGCCUGUCGCUUAUACACCUGUCUUUGAAGAUGUCCCGGUCAACAUCUGUCCCGUGUACUACCCCGAGUACACAGCCAUGUACUACCCCGAGUACAACCCAGAGUACAACCCCAUGUACUACCCGGUGUACAACCCCGAGUUUAACCCCGAGUUCAACCCUGAGUACACGGCCAUGUACUACCCCGUGUACAACCCGGAGUUCAACCCAGUGUACUACCCCGAGUUCAGCCCGGUGUAUUUCCAAAUCCUGCCACCCGAGUUCUGCCCCCAACCCCCAACAGAGGAGACUGUUGGAGAAGAAUGCUUCCUCCCAUCUCCCCAGCAUCCUCAGAACCACCAGCAAAUUCUGCCCAAAAGGACGGGCACACUGAUUACAAAUCAGGGCCCCAAUAACGGUGGCCGAGACGUUAUGAUCAACGAGCUUCUGGGAGGAGCAGCCAUGUAUCAACCAGAGAACGUGUUUCCACACGAGAACGUGUCUGUACCCCAACAUGUGUCUCCCCCUGAAUCUGCGUCUCCCCCUGAAACGGCGUCUCCACCAGAAACCGCAUCUCCCCCUGAAACAGUGUCUCCCCCUGAAACGGCGUCUCCACCUGAAACCGCAUCUCCCCCUGAAACCGCGUCUCCCCCUGAAACCGCGCCUUCCCCUGAAACGGCAUCUCCACCUGAAACCGCUUCUCCACCUGAAGCGGUGUCUCCACCUGAAACGGCAUCUACCCCUGAGAACAUGUCUCAUCCAGAGCCUGUGCAGACAGAUACUGCAAACACAAGGUCCCAGCCUGAAGAAACAGUGCUCCAUGUGCCUGUCGCUUAUACACCUGUCUUUGAAGAUGUCCCGGUCAACAUCUGUCCCGUGUACUACCCCGAGUACAACCCUGUGUACUACCAAAUCCUGCCACCCGAAUUCUGCCCCCAACCCCCAACAGUGGAGACUGUUGGAGAACAAUGCUUCCUCCCAUCUCCACAGCAUCCUCCGAACCACCAGCAAAUUCUGCCCAAAAGGACAGGCACACUGAUUACAAAUCAGGACCCCAAUGACGGUGGGCGAGACGUUAUGAUCAACGAGCUUCUGGGAGGAGCAGCCAUGUAUCGACCAGAGAACGUGUUUCCACCCGAGAACGUGUCUGUACCCCAACACGUGUUUCCACACAAACACAAACCCACCUACGACACACCAAACACAAAGGGAGUUGAACUGUUCAUUAGAGGUUUGGACUCCAUUGAUGAGCAGCGCCUCUAUAAGGAGUUCCGCCCUUUUGGGAAUAUCAUCAGAAUUAAGCUUAUAAAGGCAAAAGGGUACGGAUACAUCAAAUAUUUCUCUGAAGCUGAAGCCAGAACGGCUAUCAGGGAGAUGAACGGGAAGAUUGUGGGAGCGGACCGGCUGAACGUUACUCUGAACAAAACAAAAACAGAACGAGCAGAGGAGAAGAUGAGACGUGACUGGAACAGAAGCAAGUGGCAGAAUCAUAACAAAGGCUCGAAGUUGUUCUGGAAAUGGACAUAAAGAACAAUAAUAAGAAUAAAUAAAGGUACAUCUUCUAAAUGUCACACAAAUUUUCUGAGUUUUUAAUCACAGUAAAUAAAUGUUGGUGUAAACGCCUCACGCAGCAGCAGUAAAAGUGCUGUAAAAUAAUCAGCUCUAAAAUUCCACCUCAAUAAAAUACAAUUAGUAAUUAACCCUCCGGUCUCGGGGUCCAUUUGACCCGGUUUUAAAGAGUUAAUUUGACAUAACUUGGGUUGACUUCCAUAUACUUGCCUAAAAAUCACCAGGAUUGUUCCAAAUUAUGCACUGUCCAAGUAAAAUUACUAAUAUCUAUUUUUGUUGACUUGUAUGUUCAUAAAAUAAUUUAGCAACACCUGUGUUCCUCCCUCCGGUCACAUUCAGUGGGGCAAUGGGUUACACUCUUGCUGCUAUAACACUGUGUUCAUUCUAGUAUUACUGCACACGCAAUAUUGUUGGACAUACAGUAUUUACACUGGUCGGCGCCGUUUCUGUAUUCUUUUUUGUAUUGUCUUGUAAAAUUUUGUCUACACUGUCUUUUGUCCUGCACUGUCUUGUCUCCCUAGCGGUUCUAGGGGGGCCCAGGGGAUGCAAGUGCCCCUGUGACAACAAGCUUGGACCCCCUUGUGGCCACCCUAAAUGUGGAGUGUGAAAUAUUUUUUACAAAACUUUUUCGUUUUGUUUUUUUGUGAUAGUUGUUUUUUUUACAUCUGUUAUUAGACAGUGGCUAUUAUUAAACAUGCAUCUGCAGUUG